Armigeres subalbatus is the source of this 1770-nucleotide messenger RNA. RefSeq lists its product as uncharacterized. The record is from RefSeq and is a predicted model, not a curated record. The transcript is spliced from 3 exons. Bases 1 to 1770 code for a protein of 589 amino acids. NCBI's taxonomy places the organism in Eukaryota, Metazoa, Arthropoda, Insecta, Diptera, Culicidae.
AUGUGGCAGCCGUUAGUGAUUCUCCCUUUUCUGGUCCCGCCUCAUCCUCACGCCUUCAACUGGACUACUGCCCUCUUGCCUGCUCAAUCGCCACUAAUUGGGGCCACUGUUGCCAUCGUUGACCAAUUCUUCACAUCCGAGUGCAACAAACUUUACAUUCGACGACGGGCGACCAACAAGCGAAACGUUCGCUUCCAGAUCGAUCUGAUUGAAGCGAUUUUAACAACUAUUGAGCCGGAUAUCUGCGUACAGUUGGAAACCAUCCAAGCUCGUCCGCUGAACCGCUCCAGGGUGCAUAAUGUCUUCUUCGUAGAUGACUUUGAGGCCUUCGGCCGUAUCAGCGAGAAGAUGAAGGUUCAAACGUAUGACUACAGUGGAUACUUUUUGAUAAUUGUGACGGAUUCAUCACGGAACAGCUUCAAUACUGUUCAACAGAUCAUGGACGAUUUGUGGUCGCAUUACGCGAUCAACGUAGGGGUACUGUUGAGCUACGACGAUUCGCCGGGCGAUGCUUAUUACUACACAUAUUUUCCAUUUGGUGAGGGAUACUGCGAACAAGUGCAUCCUCUGUUGUGGAAGUUGUUUCGCAAAGGUCGAUUCGUGGACUCCACGAGAGAGUUCUAUCCUAAAAAGUUGAGAAAUUUUUAUGGGUGCCCACUUAAGGUGGCGACGUUUGAUAUUCCUCCCUUCAUGAUGAUGGAUCCAGGAUUUGAUGGCAAGGUAUCCAAUCUGAAUGGACUUGACGGAAUCAUAACACGGGUGUUGAGCAAGUUGUUGAACUUCACAUUGAACGUAGUUUUUGUAGAGCCACCAGAAUGGGGCACAACGGGUAAGAUUGGAAGCUGGAAAGGAGCUUCACGGCUUGUGCUGGACAGGGUGGUUAACUUCACUAUCGGUUAUUGGGCAAUGACGUACAACAGGAAUCGCUACAUGGGAAGCACCUUUUCGUAUUACACAUCAUUGAUGAUAAUUGUUGUUCCUCCCGGUCAGCCAUACGGUUCGCUUGAGCAGUUGAUUCUGCCCUUUGGGCACACCACUUGCAUAAUAAUACGGACGUCCUACAUAGGAUCCCUUUUCAAGCUCCAUCAACUACAUGUGAACAAAACGGCUCCGAAGAUCAUUCCGGAAUAUACCGCCGCAGGUUAUCACAUUCGGAUGGCACGAAACUUCAGCUACGUCUUCGAAGCAUUUCCACAAUUUUCUCGGCAUCUCAAGCAAACGAACCUCACCAGUUUUCUGACACGGGAAAUCGAUGAUCUGCAGCAUUCCUCAACUCGUUACAUCCUGCUCAUUCCGACUGAGGCAGUAGCCUAUAUGAAUCGGAUGCUUACCAAACGCGGAAAACUACUGCGAGUGGGUGGCGAUCGGGUGUACCUGUCGAAGCUAACAAUCUACAGUCAACGAUCGUCACCGGUUCUGAAUCCGUUCAACUACAUCCUGGGAUUGAUGAGCACCGCCGGAAUGAUCGAUCAGUGGGCUUCUCAGUUUUCGCAGUCCGUGUUCCUGAAGGAUUCGCUUAGCAGCCGUGAUCCCCGGAAGUUGACUAUCACGCAGAUCAUUGGGUGCUUGGAACUGUUGGUGUUUGGAUUGGCCGUCAGUAGUGUUGUUUUGGCGUUUGAGUGCUUUGUAGACAGUUACCAUGGAGAAAAUGGUCUGCAAAGGGCACGCUCAGUGGAAGAGAGGGUGGAACGCAUCGAGCUAUUCAAAGUGACGAGGCGGGUACUACACAAGGCCAUCAAAGAGAGAAAGAAAGCGACAGACAGCACCUGA